CUACCCCCGAAGACGGGGGCGUGUGCCGUUCGCCAUCAAGGAGCAUUCCCAAGCGGAGUGACACCUGGCUUUCGACCGUUCAGAACGACGAUGAAGCCCGCGGCAAACGAUCCGAGUAGUGGGGCGGCGUCCUCGCCCAGGGCGGGAUCGGCCCCUGGGGGUGUGCGCACCCCGUCGCCCAGGAGACAGCGAGCGAGGCGCGCAGGUUCCGAGGAGGACGACGCGGGCGAAAUCGCGGUCGGGUCCGGCGCCGCGAACUCGUCGGCGGAAUCGGCCACUUCCGGUUCGGCGUCUGAGAGCGAGAAGGAGGCCGGUGCCCGCGUGGUGGUAGCCACGGCGGUCGCGGCGGCGGCGGCCAGGGAGGCGGCGGCCCGCGUCGCCAAUGAAGGUCCCGGGGCUGCGGCUCUGGAGCACCAGGGCGAUGGUUACCUGUCGGCUCAGAUUCUAGUGGCGGCAAUAACACAAGCGAGAAGGGCUAUGGAUGCGGAGACCAGCGGUCCUGACGCCCUGACGAUGGUCCUGCGAUCGGUCUGUGGUGGACUGAGCAAAGUGACGUCGGCGUUGGUGCUGCAGCAGCUGCAGAAUUUCGCGGUUCCCGCAGGCACCACCUUCAAGGCGUACCUUGAAGAACUGAAGGUGCUCGUUGAGAGCGUCCAACUGGUUGGGUUUGCUGAGGAUGGAACUUUGCAAGUAGCUGUAAAAGCUGGCGUGACAGACCAGUUUGCCACCUUGACUGCUCCGGUGUUUCAUGGUAGAAACACGCAAGCUCUGCCGUACGAUAACUUAGACGAUCUCAUGGCGGCUUUGGAAGACAUGAUAGAGAACACAACCACAGCUACUUCGUCCACGCGUGUGCGGGGCAUCGGGAACGGGACAAAGCCCGGCGUGACUUUGGGCCAAGAUGUCUAAACUGUGGGGUGGAGACCCCCUUUCACUUUGCGAGAGAGUGCAAAGAAAAACUCUUAAAUGUCUCCGGAUUGAUACAUCCAGAUAUUGCCAUCGGUGAUCCAGCCACCGUCGAACAGAAUUGGCGAAAGUGGCAACAACGAUUGACCUCAUGGGCGGAAACGCAAAGAAAGAAAAAGUUUCCUAGGGGUCAUCAAGGAUGACGGCCCGACAACAAACCGGCCCGUUUGUUGGCGGCAGCGCGGCCACCAAAUCACUAUGUGUCUCAAGAUGUGCGUGUGACUUUAGGUGUGGCAAAUGUGGGAGAAAACAAUGCAACUCCACAGAACAAAGAAAACAAAAAGAUCAAGUUCGUGUUGCACGCCACGAGUCAUGAUAACAGGCUCGAUGAAGAGACGGCCUCCAACGGUAACAAUGGUGUUGAAGUUGUACCACUCGAGCUCCCCGAGACAGGAAGUAAUUACCCCUGUCCAGACCCGAGUACACAAACCGAUACAUUGGAGUGCACAACUUCCAUCGCGGGGGUUGACCGUCCGAGUAUUGUAGUUGAUCGGAAUAGGCCCCCGACUAACUCAAUUGUUCGAAGCGAAACUUCCACAAGAACGCAAGGUUCGGAUGUUUCGAGUGUAGUAGACAAAGGGAAAACGCACACGUCGUCACUGUCUUUAGCUACAGGGGUUAUGAGUGGACCCCCUUCGUUAGGCCAGGCGAAGAGUAUACCCCCCACAGGUCAUGUUCACACUCGGGGAGGUUUUUCCAUGGGGCGAGCAAGGCAGUCGUCGAAGGUGACUGGAUUCCUGGGUAGAGGAACGCCACGUACUGCCGGCUCAGCAGGUUCCCGCACGGCAACACUAAAGGCAAGAAGCCAUCGUUGAUGCUGGAAUGUCUGACAUUCCGUUACAUCGCACGGGGGAAGAAAAUUUCCAAGUUCAGCAAGGAAUGCGGUUGGGAACUGGCGGAGCCAAGUUGGAACUCGGUGUGGUUGAAGAACUACCGAAGUCUGGCAUCGAUGAGCUUGUAGGAACAGUGGUGGAAGAUGUUCCAGGCCCGGCAAAAAGAAUGGCAACGCGGAUAUGAUGUCCAGAUUACCGCUGCCUGCA
Messenger RNA from Ectocarpus sp. CCAP 1310/34, 2006 nucleotides. Lineage: Eukaryota; Phaeophyceae; Ectocarpales; Ectocarpaceae. The record is from the annotation of a GenBank genome assembly.